This is a messenger RNA of Symbiodinium natans, 1032 nucleotides long. Lineage: Eukaryota; Dinophyceae; Suessiales; Symbiodiniaceae. The record is from the annotation of a GenBank genome assembly.
AUGGAGCUUUCUUGCUUGCAACAGCAGCUCGCGGAGAGCGACUCCGAUGGCGAGCUCCUGUCUACGGGUGAGAACCUGAGUGAGGAGAACGAGCACAGCGCGGCGCCGUUCUCCCCCAGUUCUCGGACUCACCGAGGCAGCAACGGACGCCGGACCCGCCUCCGCACGCGAUCUGACGUGCAGGAGGUGAUCCGCUUCAUGGAGGGGGAGGAGGACGACAUGGGCUCCCCAUCGGCCAAGACGGAGACCGAGGCCCCAGCACAGACGACGUGCUGGGACAGGAUUGACCCUCGGUUGCUUCCUGUGGUCCUCACCGUGUCGUUGCUCUCCAGCGCAACGUGCUGGUUUUUUCUCCAGUGCCCGUUGCUGAGUGAGAAAGGCAUCGGCGCGCUCAGCAGUCUGCGUGCUGGAGCGGCCAUGCCAUUUAUGCUGGCGUUCGGUCUCAUGGCCUUCGCCAGCAAGGUGGACCCGGGUAUGGUUCCGGAAGGGGAUCCGGACCGACCCAUCGAGCGGUCCUACAAAUCAUCGCAGUUUCCGCGGCGUAUACGCAGAUACGACCACUUCUGCCGAUGGUUGCUCAAUGGCAUCGGUUUAUACAAUCACCGCGAAUUCUUCAUGCUAUUGAUGGUGUUUACCUUCAUGGUGGCAGGAAGCUCGAUUGUGGAUGUGUACCUUCUCACAGCUUUCUUGCACCCUGAACACUGGGUGGUGGAGUGCUUGCUGGUUGGCCACCUGGCCUACUUGGGCGUAUUUGCGUACGGCCUGCUGCCAAUCGUACGUCUGCAUGUCGCAUUUGUUUCGAGGAAUGAGCUAGCAAACGAAUGGAAAGACGACCUCAACUAUGUCGUCGACGAUUUGGAGAUGGGCACCUCGAAGUGGGUCGGAGAGCUGGACACUGAAGAGUUUAAUGAGAAGUUCGACAGAUUUCGCUACGAACCCACGCGAAAUCGCUGGGACCAGGGCUGGCAGAUGAACUGCUACUUGUUCUGGUGUGUCCCAAGAUGGGACAGACACCAAACGGGAGAGUUUUAA